CAACCUUGACACUUAAACCGUCAAAAAACUAGCCGCACCACAUGUUAAAUUCAUGUUUUUCGGACCGUGUUCUUCCUUAUUUCAAGAUUCGCGAUGUCGCUUCUUAUGGCGGCAGCACAUGACAGUUCCCCUGUGAGGAGGAACGUGUCAGAAGUAGAGAUUGUGGAACGUGUAAAAUUCAAUGUUUACGGUCUGUUGGUCACUGCCGAAUUCCAAAAAUGCAAAUAUAUCGCUGAAGGUUUAUUUCGAUGCUACCCUGAGAAAUAUCUGGAGCCCUUGAUCAAACCUAUGCUGAACGUUGAGUGGAACGAGUUUUUGAGAAAUGAGAGAAGAUCAAGAGGAGGCCGCCUUUGGACGUUGAGAAAAGGCGUAGCAGUCUACUGCAAUGAUGAAUUCAUGGGCGAUGACACAGCCUUGAGCAAGUACAUCUCUACGAAGUACAUUUUUCCCAUGAAGAACUUUCAUCAAAUGGGGAGACAAGCCCUAAAGAAACAUUUGAUGGAUGUCAUGGCUCAUGGUAGAAGGUGUGUCUAUAUAAUGGUUGCUAUAGACGAUGCCAUUGUGGGAUCAAUGAUUUUCACACUUUUCGAAGAUAUGGUGCCCAAGACUUGCCGGCUCUUCCUGAAGAGGUGCAGGAAGUUGAAAGGAGGCUACUCCAACACCCUAAUUCACAGAAUAGUGGAAUCGAGUUGGAUACAAUGCGGUGGCCACAAGCUGGAUGAGGUAAAGAUGCCAUGCGAGAACUUUGCCAUAUCACACGAUAACAGAGGAGUCUUAUCGAUGUGCAACUCAGGGAGGCACAAGAACAACUCCACACAGUUCCUGGUGACUUUGCAGAAGUCCACUUGGAUGGAUACUCAUUAUGUGGCCUUUGGGAAACUUCUUCACGGAGACUGGGUUCUAUCCCAAAUCGAAAAAGUACCAACCAAGUACCAAGCUCCCCAAAAAGAGGUUAAGAUCGUGAGAGCCGGAGAGUUCAAUCUUUGUCUGCCCAAGUUCGGCGAAGGCAGGUUAGAACAUGAACUUAACGAAUUCUUGGACGACAGACUUUCGAAGACAAUGGAUCCCAAACAGGCGAAGGCAGCUUACAAGAACUACUACGCCUUGACUGAUCUAAACUUGGACAAAAUGGAGAGUCGAUUUAAAGAUGAAAGUAUUGAGAAGGAGUUCUUGGAUUCAGAUCUGCGCUCAUACUUCCCCAUGCAGAUGCUGCCUAGAAACAUCCAAGAGGCGUUCAACUAUGUUCCAGGAAAGAAAUCUAGUUGUAUGUUCGAGAUUGAGAACUGCCUGAAAUGUGGAUGCAGCCAUGAUGUUGGAAAGUGCUUCAAGGACCUGAAAGCUUGUCCAUCGUUGGAUAGUUCUCCUUGAGAAGACCCAGAGACCGAUUUUGUGUGUUGUGAUUGAUGUCGUAUCUUCAGUAAAAUGUCCUCACUUGA
Messenger RNA from Harmonia axyridis, 1436 nucleotides. RefSeq names its product probable inactive peptidyl-prolyl cis-trans isomerase-like 6. Bases 94 to 1368 code for a protein of 424 amino acids. The record is from RefSeq and is a predicted model, not a curated record. Gene Ontology annotation, biological process: protein peptidyl-prolyl isomerization. Gene Ontology annotation, molecular function: peptidyl-prolyl cis-trans isomerase activity. NCBI's taxonomy places the organism in Eukaryota, Metazoa, Arthropoda, Insecta, Coleoptera, Coccinellidae. The transcript has 7 exons.